AUGAAGCUCUCAGGGCUCCUCGUGCUUAUUGCUUCUGCCGAAGCAUCCGCGAAGGCUGUGUUUGCUCAUUUUAUGGUUGGAAAUGUUCCAACAUGGAGCACAGAACAGUGGGAGUCUGACAUAGCCCUGGCCCAAAGUGCUCACAUCGACGCCUUUGCACUCAACAUCGCUGCUAGUGAGCCUUCCACGUCUGCAAGCCUCGACUUGGCAUUUGGUGCCGCGGCGUCUGUUGGCUUCAAGCUGUUCUUCUCCUUCGACUACGCUGGCAAUGGGCCUUUUGACAAAUCGGAUGUGAUCUCCUAUAUCAACAAAUACGCAGCAAGCCCGGCCUACUACCGACACAAUGGAAAGCCUUUUGUAUCCACAUUCGAGGGCCCACUCAACGCUGCAGACUGGGUGGCGAUCAAAUCGGCCACAGACUGCUUCUUUGUUCCCGAUUGGUCAUCAGAGGGUGCCAAAGCUGCUCUUGCUCUCGUACCUGGAGUCCCAGAUGGUCUCUUCAGCUGGGCAGCAUGGCCCUGGGGGGAUCGAGACUCAAACACGUACACUGAUGCUUCUUACCUGCAAUACCUCAAUGAUACUGGAACAGCUUUGCCUUACAUGAUGCCCGUAUCGCCUUGGUUCUACACUAAUCUGCCCGGCUAUAAUAAGAAUUGGCUGUGGCGAGGAGACGACCUAUGGUACGACCGCUGGGAAGAAGCGAUUUGGGUACAACCUGAAUUCAUCGAGAUCAUCUCUUGGAAUGAUUAUGGAGAAUCCCAUUACAUAGGGCCAUUACAUGACGAUGGAUUCGAUGCUUUCAGCGUCGGCAAGGGGCCCUUCAACUUCGCCAAGGAUAUGCCACACGAUGGUUGGCGACAACUUCUUCCGUUUGUCAUCGAUACAUAUAAAAAUGGCAUAGCCACCGUGACUGAAGAAGCAAUCACAGCGUGGUAUCGUCUCACUCCGAAGACGGCUGGCUGUCAAGAUGGUGAUACCACAGGCAACACCGCCAGCCAGCUGCAAGUGGAAUUCACACCAUCGGCGGUUGUGCAAGAUAAGAUCUUCUACUCUGCACUACUUGCGAGCGCCCAAGCGGUAACUGUCACAGUCGGUGGAGCAGACCUCGGCGCAACGUGGACUCAUACUCCAUCUGACCCGGUGGGGAUCUAUCACGGGAGCGUCGCCUACGGCAGCCACACCGGAACUGUCGAAAUCAAGGUUGGAGACCUACUGUUCAAAGGCGAGAGUAUCACCACCUCAUGUACGAGGGCGACGGGUCAGAAUGGCCUUACUAAUUGGAACGCGUGGGUUGGCAGUCAGACCGGAGGCGCCAUCCACGCCACACCGUCCCUCAACAUCUCCGAGCAGGUGUGCGUGGAAGGGACUGGUGCAACCGGUUUCAGCGAACUCUCCGAUCUCCCAAUCGAAAAGAACACACCAGGAUUCGGAACGGUCGGCUACCCGGCCGUGGGUAAGAGCGCCGACUACAGCGGUCUCUGCGAGUAUGCUUGCAAUUACGGAUACUGCCCCGAGCAAUACUGCUCGACCACGAAUUCCACUCUCUUCAUCCCAACAUCCUCUCCAUUUGACCCUCCUGCUUGCAUUCGGGGGACCGGCUCGGGCGACCUGGAGGGGCUGUGCAGCUAUGCAUGCAAUUUUGGAUACUGUCCUAUUCACUCUUCCCAAUCCGGGGCGGAGACCGCAUACAUCGGCAGAGAUGUCUAUGUAUCUCACACCGCGCAAUGCGACGCCCCCUGCGUCUUGGUGCUUCCACCGAGUGCUCUCGGGAGCCCCACAACGAUAUCACUUGGUCCUUAUACCACCUCUCUAGAGGUUGCGGUCCCAACAACGUCCGGCGCAUCGACUAUCUACACUGUCAGUGUCACUACCAUCACAAUUUUACCUCCUCCAAUCACAACAACAGAGAUCCCGUUCUCGAACGUCGAGAUCACCACGGACGCCCACAACGGUUUCUCCUUCCAACCAACCCCAAGCAUCGUGUUCCCACCUAUAGGAUACCCGGUCACGAUAGUCACCGACGGCACUAGCACGGUUACCACUCGUAGCGUCACCUUACCCCCUUGGCCUUUUGUUGAUCCUGGUGAUCCGGUACAAACAGCAACCAGUGUACAGAAUCCCGACCCAACUGAUGAAACGACGACUGGACCUCCCGCAUCUACUACCACAUCCACGGGUGGCGUGCUCCCAGUUUGGAAAACGUGGCCACCCGGUAUUGUGACUCCUGUCACCGACAAGGUCAAGAAGAUUGAGCCUGUCGAAGAUGCUUCCAGAAAAUCUAUCAGAUUUCCUUGCAAUGUUUGGUUCAUGAAUCUGUGCACUGAUAUAAUCGGUGGCUGGAAAAUAAAUUUGCCCGAGGGAGUGAUCGGACCAGGCCCACCACCCCGAAGCUACUUUGAUAUGGAUGGCUGGGACUUUCCAAAGCCAUUGCCCCCUUGGCCGAAGAUAACCAUAGGGACAAACGGGUAUCCCACCUUCUCUGACGAGCCAGAUUGUAAGACUGUUUCGGCCUCAAUAUGUUCCACGACCACCUCCUACGGGCUCUCCGCAGCUGGCGAAGUGACGAGGACCACCGCCACGAGCGUCAUGUCGACUUGCGAGACCGUCUACGGAUGCGACGUCAGCGACUACGACUCAGCUACCGCGACAGCAGUGUGCUCGAACCCACCAGCCAAGCGCCAGCAGACCCCAAGAACAAACUCAGCCUCGGCAACCAGCACGGUCUCAGCGGAACCGACGAUUGAUCCCCGGCAGGCUGGCGAGUGUGACGACCCCACAGCUGAUGUUAUUGUCUAUAUGAGAACUGGAAAAUGGUCCGACGCCGACGUGGCACCCGUCGUAGCGCUGCUGGGGGAGCGCGGCGUGAGCUAUAACCGCUUCGGAACAGAUGCCAUCAGCGGGGGAUACACGCCUUUCCUUCACUUGAAUGAAUGUCCCGAGUCCCUUCGGCUGGAGCUGGAGCAGAUGAGCCAGGUGGCCACGGCCUUCGACUAUCUUGAAUAUCAAAAGCAGCAAUUACUGGCUAACCCUUCGCUACAAGCUCAAGAUACUGUUGAGGACUCGGUUGGAUCUUCAAACCGGACAAUCCUGACACAACGGAUCCAGAAUAAACUAUGGACUCGAGGUACUGACGAAAGUGGUGUAUGGCAAAUGUCACAAGUCUCGACCCCGCCUGAUGCAGACUGGUUAGGCGACACGGAUUACACGUUCCAGAAGAACGGCAUCAGACAGCAUCGAUAUUAUUUCGAAGGUGAUGACCCAGGCACCGGGCAGUACAUUUAUAUCAUGGAAGAGGCGAUAGAUCAAGCGAGUGUGGGCCUCAAAUCCAGUUUCGAAGUGUUAGAAAUGCCCGAUUUUGGACCCCCUGCUCAGAGGAAGGUGGAACAUGGCACCGAGGUGGCUGCUUGCGCCGCGAGCGCGGACUUCGGCAUUGCGCCUGGCGCCAAGGUCAUCCUCGUUGAAACUGGAGACAGUAUAGCCCAGAUCUGGAACCAUUGCAACGAAAAGUACCUCGCGGCUUUCAUUUCGAUUCUUGAUGACGUGAAGAAAAAGGGGAGGCAGGGCAAGUCCAUCAUCAACCUGUCGGCGUCGAUUGAGGUGCCCUUGGUGACGCCGCAUUUCGUAGACACUAUGGCAUACCUAUUCCAAGAAUUACAGAAGCUUGGGGUUUCGAUUGUUACAAGUGCAGGCAACAAGGCAGCUAAGGGGGUACGUUGCGAUGACGGCUUGCCGCAGCGACUGAUUCGGGGGGACGUUGCUGCUAUCUAUUCUCCAAAAAUCGAGAACCUGAUAGUGGUGGGCGCUACCGAUGGGAACGGUAGGCAUGCCUAUUUCAGUGAGGUUUUCCGUUCUGAUGAAGAAGCGUCGGACAAUAUCGUCCAUGCUCCAGGGAUGGACGUCAUGGUACCCACGAUUAACGACCCGGAAGGAUACCCCUACGAUUUCGUCAGCGGCACCUCUUUUGCGGCACCUAUCGUAGCGGGCUUGAUUGCCUACUAUCGUGGAUUGGCGUCUCCUUGGGCUGAACCCUUCGAAGACGCAUCUACUAUGACAGAACUGCUGGUGAUGAAGAUUCUUCAAAGGGAGCUGGAUAUUAACGACCCCGAGGUCAAGUACGGGGGAGUAAGGGCAAAGGGGGAUCCGCAACCUUUUGCCUGGAAUGGCCAGAUCAAAGGCGAAUCAUGUCUCAUGAAUGGCCUGUUGCAAGAUGCUAACGGGAAGCCUCUCUGUCCCGAAGAGCUGAGGGAUUGUGGCGGCAUCGAGGACAAGCAGAAGAGAAAGGCAUGCAUACUGCCCUCCCCCGGAGCCAGCACGGGCUCCGGCUCUUCAGGCGGUGGCAAUGGCCUGAGACCCAGCCCCAUCACGUGGGCACCCGGAACACCCUCGCCAACAUGCAGCAGCAACUGUGGACAACUCUGUUCGGGGUACUACUGCCAGCCGAACCCCACGGGGAAGCCGCCAGACUACUCAGACCCCAAGCUCCACCCCACGACCACGUCGGCGCCACAGCCGGCGACCACUACACCACAGUCAGCGACCUCUAUACCACAAUCGUCGCCAUCGAACCAGCCCCGUGUCCCGUCCCGCUCCGCGCGGUGGGACAUGUUCAACAUGGCAGUGACGCUGGAUGACCAGAGCUUGGAGUACGUGUGGGUCGGGCACGAGGACGACGAGUCCCAGGGCGUGGACGCGUACCUUCGGGACAACUCGAAGUGCUACAACCCGGACUGGGAGGGCGCGGACCACACCUACCCGACUUACCCGGCGAGCAUGGAGGUGCACAACUUCUUCGGGGCGUCGGACUGCAAGUUCGUAUUCCAGGUGGGCUCGCAGUCCGAGUGGCUCGGCCUCGACGGCGGCGAGUGGCUCGGCAACGUUAUCUGCUCCGAGUUCGACUACGCCGAGUGCUACAAGGACGCGGACAAGACCUUCUACUCGUGCGACGACAUGGAUGCCUACAGGACGAGGUGGGCGUACUGCACCUGGGAUCACUGGUUCACCAAGUCCAACACCAGAGCGGCCACGCUGUCACGCCUGGCUGCCAUCCGGAAGUUGAAAGCUGAGAAUGGGACAUCCCGCCUGGGUCUUGAGAGUGACGGGAGCUUGUCGGUGAACAUGACCAAAGAAAUUCUUAAUGGAACAGCAAACUACAAGUUGAUUUGA
Messenger RNA from Diaporthe amygdali, 5163 nucleotides. RefSeq lists its product as uncharacterized. Gene Ontology annotation, molecular function: glucan endo-1,3-alpha-glucosidase activity; serine-type endopeptidase activity. The record is from RefSeq and is a predicted model, not a curated record. Gene Ontology annotation, biological process: proteolysis; mating projection tip cell wall disassembly. Bases 1 to 5163 code for a protein of 1720 amino acids. The transcript has 14 exons. Lineage: Eukaryota; Fungi; Ascomycota; Sordariomycetes; Diaporthales; Diaporthaceae.